AUGCAGUCCGCCAUCCAAUCCGUUACGCACAAUCUGCCGGUCUUCAUCCAGAAGCCAGCCAUCGCGCUCAUCGGUCAAGAGUGCUACACAACGCUCAUCUACAAUGUCGAUCUCAGCUCGACGCACUGCGUCAAGUAUGCCAUCUCGAAAGCGCUCGGGCUGGGCAUCGUUGUGUUUGGAAGCAUCAUGAAGGUGCCGCAGAUCCUCAACAUUGUCAACGGACGAAGCGCACGCGGUAUCUCGCUUUCGAUGUAUACACUGGAAGUGGUGGCCUACACCAUCUCGCUCGCCUAUGCAGUUCGAUCACGCCUUCCUUUCUCGACGUACGGCGAGAACCUGAGCUUGACGCUGCAGAACAUGGUCAUCUUGCUGCUGGUCAUUGCCUACUCGCCCGAUGCCCGCACGGGUCGUGUAGACCCUGCCGCGCAAUCGAACAAGAUCACGAUCGCCGCAGCACUGAUGGGUAUCGGCUCGCUGGCGUUGGCCACUCCUGCUGUGAUUUCAGCAUCGACACUGACGGUACUGCAGGCAGCGACGAUCCCUAUCUCGCUCGCCUCCAAGGUGCCGCAGAUGGCCGAGCUGUACAAGGACAAGAGCCGGGGUCAGCUGAGCAGCAUCGUGGUGUUUGCACAGCUGCUGGGUACCAUCGCCCGAGUGUUUACCACCAUGACCGAGACGGACGACAAGCUGCUUCUGUACGGGUUUGGACUAGCUACGCUGUUCAACGCCGCCAUCGCCGCCCAGGUGGUCUACUACUGGAACGGAGACAAGGCACUCGCAGAGCAGAAGAAGCGGGAUGGCGAAAAGAUCGGUCUUGCUCCCUCGUUCGAGCCUUUUACCGUCAGCACGCAUGGUCCUCCCAAGACGGGCGGCAGCAGGACGAGCAGCAGAAAGAUCGACUGA
Molecule: messenger RNA, 903 nt
Organism: Sporisorium graminicola
Lineage: Eukaryota; Fungi; Basidiomycota; Ustilaginomycetes; Ustilaginales; Ustilaginaceae
Exons: 1
Coding region: 1-903 (300 amino acids)
Source: RefSeq, a predicted model, not a curated record